AAUGAAAAUAAUAAGCGAUCAAUGAAUGCUAAAGAAGCUAAUGAUAAAAAGGCGUUUGCAACAUUUGGUGGAGGUGCUAGGAUUUGUCCGGGAAAGCUCUGGGCGCUAACUAAAAUAAAAGUUCUUUUAGUUGCAGUAUUAAUGAAAUAUGACAUGGAAUUUGUAAAUAAAGAUCAAGAAUUGGAUUUAUCUUGUGAUUCAUCUUAUCAUUGGCGAGAGCUUAGAAUCCAUUUAAGACCUAGAAUGCAGGAUAU
Racocetra persica is the source of this 254-nucleotide messenger RNA. The record is from the annotation of a GenBank genome assembly. NCBI's taxonomy places the organism in Eukaryota, Fungi, Glomeromycota, Glomeromycetes, Diversisporales, Gigasporaceae.